This is a messenger RNA of Paramecium sonneborni, 1722 nucleotides long. The record is from the annotation of a GenBank genome assembly. NCBI's taxonomy places the organism in Eukaryota, Ciliophora, Oligohymenophorea, Peniculida, Parameciidae.
AUGAAUUUGGGUGAUCAUAAGAAAUUUUCUGUUCAUUUGGAUAUGUCUGCUUUUAAAUAAAUUCUAAAUACUGCUCAUCCUCUCUCGACAAAACGUAAAAUUGAAACAAGUCCUACUAGUCCGAAUACUUCAAGACCUCAUUCUGAUAAGAAGUUUAAACCUGUUAAACCUGUUUAUUCAAAUACAAAUAAAAACAUUCAUUCCAUUUAAAAUAUCAUAUAGAAUUUCAAAAGUAAAAUAAAAAAAGAAAAUGAGAAUACAUCUACCCAAAUAAUUUCUAAAUAUCCACUUUUAGUAGAUUAAUUUAUUAAGUCUUAGAAUCUUACAUAAAGUGAAAUACAGGAGUUAUAAUAGUUAAAAUAAGUUUAUUAUUAUAAGCAAAGUAAAAUUAUAGAAGCUGGAGCAAAUGGACAAUAUUUAUGUUAUGCCUAAGAUCAUAUUAGAUAUUAAUAUGAAAUUAUUAGUCUUAUAGGAUAAGGUAGUUUUGGAUAGGUGUUUUAAGUUUUUGAUCAUAAAACAAAGAAGACCUUUGCUUUAAAAAUUAUUAGAAAUUAAGAGAAAUUAAAAAAAUAAGCUUAAAUUGAAGCAGAUCUUUUAAAAUUAGUAAAAGAACGAGAUCCAUUAAAUUAAUCACAUAUUGUGAGAAUAGAAGAUUAAUUUCUAUUUCGUGGUCAUUAAUGUAUAGUUUUAGAAAAGAUGGAGAAAAACAUUUUUGAAGUUUUAAAAGAAUAAAAAUUUAGAGGAUUUAAUUAUGAUAUUCUAAAAUAGAUUGCUUAACAAAUUUUAGUGGCUUUAAAUUAUCUGUAAAAAUUAAAUAUUGUUCAUUGUGAUUUGAAACCUGAGAAUGUGAUGAUGUAAGACACUAGAUAAAAAAUUGUUAAAUUAGUUGAUUUUGGUUCUGGAUGUAUAGAUGGAAAUUAAGUAUACACAUAUAUUUAAAGCAGGUAAAUAAAUAUUGUAUUUUAUUAUAGAUAUUAUAGAGCACCUGAAGUUAUAUUUGGAUUAAAAUAUGGAAUAGAAAUAGAUAUGUGGAGUUUUGGUUGUUUAAUAGCAGAAAUACAUUUAGGAUCUCCAAUAUUUCCUGGUGAUAAUGAAAUAGAUUAAUUUCAUUUAAUAAUGGAACUUUUAGGAAUACCUUCAAUUGAGUUUAUAUAAAAAUGUCCUAGAAAAAAACAUUUUUUUGAUGAAAAUGGAAUUCCUAAAAAAACAAUCAAAUAUUAUCGAAAUCCAAAAUCAAUAAAUUUACAUGAUCUUCUAAAAACUACAGAUGAUGAUUUUGUUGAUUUUUUAAAUAAAUGCUUUACUUGGGAUGCCUAAUCUCGAUUAAAACCUUCAGAUGCAUUACGUCAUCCAUGGUUAUAAAGUAUAGUAUCUUAGAAUAGUCUUUAUAAAAUUUAAACAGAAUGUAAUCUAUUUUAAAAAUCUAAAACAUUUUAAUCUAAUACAAUUUUUAAAGAAUUCGAAAAGAAAUUAUCAAAAGAUAAUAUUUUUUUAAAAUUAGAAUAAACUAGAACACUUAUAACAAAUAAUUUGAAAGAAAAUAAACCUAGUAAAUUAUUAUUUAUAUUUAUUCUAGAUUUAGAUUCAAAAUAUAUGAAUGAGAGACCUAUGUUAACUGAUAGAGUAAGAUCGAAUAUUCCUCAUUCAGUUCAUUCAAUUUUAUCAUGUAGAUCAAAUAAUAAAAAUAAUGUUUAAUUUAAUAGAAAACCAUCUUUAGGAUGA